Molecule: messenger RNA, 2145 nt
Organism: Vollenhovia emeryi
Lineage: Eukaryota; Metazoa; Arthropoda; Insecta; Hymenoptera; Formicidae
Product: regulator of microtubule dynamics protein 1-like
Exons: 4
Coding region: 286-1164 (292 amino acids)
Cellular component (GO): mitotic spindle pole; cytoplasm; spindle microtubule
Molecular function (GO): microtubule binding
Source: RefSeq, a predicted model, not a curated record
GACGUCCCGGUUGUUCAUACAAUCGCUCUUAUUGUUGUAAUACUUGUGUUGCUCGUGCAGAUAACAUACGUAAUGUGCGACAUGUAAAAAUGUACAUGCGUAAUGUUGUUGCCGCACUUGUUUGAAAAAUGUUUGACAACUGUAAGCUGCCUGUGAUUAAAAGAGUUUCGGUGUAACAGCUGUUACAACGGGUAGGUUAAAGCUCGGCUCCGGUUUACAAAACGUUCGCCGUGCGAUCGGUACUUUUUCUAAAUUAAUAUUCGACAUCGGCAGUUAGAGUGCAAGAUGCUGCUGCAAAGAUUAUGUCGCGUUGCAAACUCCGGCAGAGUUCUUCAAAGAGCGGUUCUGUAUAAAAAUAUUUAUCCAGCACGUAAGGAAAAUAGCGCUCAAGUAAUCAGAAAGGUAACAACGAUCUCGCCGUUCACUGCCAUGGGAUUGUGGGGAGUUGCGAAGAACAACGACGAGGGUGGCAUCCAAAUGACAAAUAAGGAUGUUCUCACUGAAGCAGACACCCUUUUUGACCGGGGAGACUAUAGAAGUGCAUACGAUCUUUUGUCAAAAUAUAAGGACAACAAGGAUGUCGAAGUCUUGUGGCGUUUAAGCAGAGCCAUUUACAAAAUGUCUGAAGUGGCAAACGCUGCUGAAGCACGAAAAUUAACUUAUGAAGGAUACGAUUUGUUAUGUACGGCACUUGAAAUUCAAGAAGACCACUAUGUUCUGCAUAAAUGGAUGUCUGCAUUUCUUAAUAGUAAGAGUAGUCUGGAAGGUACAAAAGCACAGAUCAAAGAAUCGUACAAUAUUAAGAAACAUAUCGAGAGAGCGAUAGAAUUGAAACCUGGUGACGCAAUGCUGUUUUACUUGCAUGGAACCUGGUGCUAUGAGAUUUCGAAUCUGGCAUGGUAUCAGCGAAAAAUAGCAUCCCUCGUAUUUGGAGAACCGCCGACUUCGACUUUUGAAGAAGCGUUGAUGUACUACGAGAAUGCCGAGAAAGCUGAUCCAAAUUUCUACAGUCGCAAUUUACUGAUGUUAGGAAAGACAUACCUGAAAUUGAAUCGAAAGGAAGACGCGAAAAAAUACUUGAAAAAGGCUGCUGAAUUUCCUGCGAAAAAUGACGAAGAUCAGAAAGCAAAACAGGAAGCGCAAAAAAUAUUAAAUAGUAUUUAAGGACAAUAGAGGUAUAUAAAUAUCUUUGAAUUGCAUUUUAUAUAGACAAUUUUUUUAUUGUUUUAAAACAUGUUUGUUACGUAACCCUUUCAUGACCGAAUUAAUUUGUUGUUAAGUUUUGAUAUAUUGUUGCUUAGUAAUAGAGUGCGUCCACUAAAUCAUUGAAUCUCUUUAAGUUUUAUAAUUGGAAUUCGUAUGUCCCAGUGGUCAUGAAUGAGUUAACAAAUAAAUUUAGUAUAAUAUUGCGAUACUAAAAAGAUUAUAUGUGUUAUGACUAUGUGCCAUGACUAUUCCAUGACUAUAUUAUAAUUAUACAAUUGAUAUAUUUAUCUUACGUGAUUUACUAUAUUUAUACGUAUAGCUUUCUAUAAAGAGAUAUGCACGUAUACGUGCUUAACAUCCCAGCACAGACAGCACACAUGUCUAAAAAAGACAUCUUUAAGACGUCCUUAAUUUAUCUUUUAGACAUGUACGUCUUAAAGAUAUCUUUAUGACGCCUUUAAGACAUGUGUGCUAUCUGGGAUGUCUGUACACUACUAAUGUCGAAUUCGUGCGCGACUCGAAUCUGACUAGUUUGUACAUUUCUAUUAGGUAGAAUAUUUCACGGAUCCAAUGGAAUGUCUUGAAAUAAACGGGCUAUUGCUUAUUUGUUACAAUGACAUAACUAAAAAAUUGCAAUUUUUCAAUUGUUUGUUAAACGUUCAAGUUUAUUUUCCGAAAAUUGUUUUCUAAAUUAUGUUAUUGAUGUAACAAAUAAGUGAUCGAUUCGUUGUGCAUAAAUGCACACGCAUACAGCUCAAAGAACAGAGUUUACAAUUAUCGACGUGUAAUCGGUUGAUUGUAUAUGUAUAUAUGGUCACUUGUCAUAUUUUUAUGUCCAUAAUUAAAUUAUAAUAAUUACAAAAGGGGUACAAACCAUCUUAAACGCACAAAUCGUUCUCUUACAAGAAUAAAUAGGCAAAUAAAAAAUAUAUUCUUCCA